Molecule: messenger RNA, 632 nt
Organism: Ectocarpus sp. CCAP 1310/34
Lineage: Eukaryota; Phaeophyceae; Ectocarpales; Ectocarpaceae
Source: the annotation of a GenBank genome assembly
AUGCCGCUAAGUCAGGUGCACGAGGCCUGGCUGGACGGCAAGCGCUACGCGGUGAAAGUGCAAAGGCCGGGGCUCAAGAGGCUGUUCGAGGUGGACCUGAACAGCAUCGGGGCUCUGGCGGGGAUCCUGGAUAGAUUCGACCCAAAGCUCGACGGCGCAUCCAGGGACUGGGGGGCCAUCUUCCGAGAGAGCAGCCGGGUGCUCUACGAGGAGGUGGACUACACGCGGGAGGGCAAGAACGCAGAGAGGUUUUCGGAGAACUUUAAGGGCACGGAGUGGAUCAAGGCUCCCGGCAUAAACUGGUCUCGCAGCUCGAGCAAGGUAAGGUGUGCGUGUGCGUGUGCGUGUGUGUGAUUUUUCAUGUGCAUCGACCGCGCUAACCGGCUGACCAAUUAAAAGACGUCUGUGCCAGCUGGUAAAAAUCAAGGUCCCUGGACGGGGGCCAAAAUUCGAAACAUGCGUAAUGCGCUAGAUGCGAAUGCCAAUACGACUCUCUCUACAUAUUCUUUCACGUAGGCACACAUCUCAGCAACACAAAUGCCCUCGCUCGAAUCUAGGAAGCCACUGAUACAAAGAGCGGAGGACAACAAAAGGGUUAAUUCAAGCCCAGCCGAAGCCAGGAUAUCGUGUGU